Clunio marinus is the source of this 186-nucleotide messenger RNA. The record is from the annotation of a GenBank genome assembly. Lineage: Eukaryota; Metazoa; Arthropoda; Insecta; Diptera; Chironomidae.
AUGAAUGUUGCUGAUUGCAAUGCUGAUGUUGUUGUUUAUCCUUCGAUGCUAAAUACGGAAUUUAUUCGCAAAAAAUAUCCUGAUCACAAAUUUAAACUUAUGAAACGAAUAAGAGGAGGAAAUCGAAUUAAAUAUUUUGAAAUUCGUGCAGCUGUGGAAAUUAAUAAAACAAAUCAGAUCACUUAA